AUGCCUGAAACGCUCGUCAGCGACAACGGGACACAGUUCACGAGCAGCGAGUUCCAGCAGUUCUGCAGCGACAGUGGCAUCGAUCACGUCACCACGGCACCGUUUCAUCCACAGUCGAACGGUCAGGCUGAAAGGUUCGUGGACACGUUCAAGAGGGCGCUGAAGAAGAUCCAGGAGGGGAGGGUCGGCGUUGGAGAAGCGUUGGAUGUUUUCCUGCUGACCUACCGCACAACACCGAAUCGACAGGUCGACGAAGGUAAAUCACCGUCCGAAGCAAUGUUCGGCCGGCGCAUCAGGACAAGUCUAUACCUGCUUCGCCCUCCACCAGAGCGCCCACCGAGAGACGAAAAGGAAGGAAACCGAAGGAGCUUCUCUGCACACGAUGCCGUCUAUGCGAAGGUGUACAGCAACAACAAGUGGCGCUGGGCACCUGGAACGGUGUGUGAGAAGAUCGGCAAGGUGAUGUACACCGUCUGGGUUGAAGAUCAGCGGAUGGUUCGAGCGCAUGUUAACCAGAUGCGCAGUCGUGGCGGUAGUACACCAGGUAGCAGCAGGCUGCAGUCAGCACUGCCUCUAGACGUUCUGCUGGAUGCGUGGAGCAUUCCGAGAACUGCGCCGCCAGUCCCAACACCAUCUUUGUUCCCGACGGACCCCACGGACUCGUCAAGAGAGUUCCCACCGUUGCCACCUGUGCCGUCUGCGUCCUCGUCGGUGUCUACGUCCAUGUCCUCGUCAUCAUCGUCAUCUAUGUCUGCUACGUCAGCAUCCCCGGAGUUCGCAUCGGCAGAUAGCGAACCAAUUACUCCGGUGCAGCUUCCACGAAGGUCUUCCAGAGCUCGAAGGCCUCCGCAGUGGUUCGACCCGUACCAUCUCUAUUGA
Molecule: messenger RNA, 879 nt
Organism: Aedes albopictus (Asian tiger mosquito)
Lineage: Eukaryota; Metazoa; Arthropoda; Insecta; Diptera; Culicidae
Exons: 1
Coding region: 1-879 (292 amino acids)
Biological process (GO): DNA integration
Molecular function (GO): nucleic acid binding
Source: RefSeq, a predicted model, not a curated record